Molecule: messenger RNA, 696 nt
Organism: Chelmon rostratus (copperband butterflyfish)
Lineage: Eukaryota; Metazoa; Chordata; Actinopteri; Chaetodontiformes; Chaetodontidae
Gene: crybb1
Product: crystallin, beta B1
Exons: 5
Coding region: 1-696 (231 amino acids)
Biological process (GO): lens development in camera-type eye; visual perception
Molecular function (GO): structural constituent of eye lens
Source: RefSeq, a predicted model, not a curated record
AUGUCUCAGACUGCCAAGUCCGCCUCCAGCCAGGGCACCGAUGCCAAGGACAAGGGAGCCCCAGCCCCAGCUGCCUCCAGCAAGGCCACCAAGACCGGCGAGCCUGGCAUGGGAUCCUACAGAAUCAUGCUGUUCGACCAGGAGAACUUCCAGGGCAGGAUGAUCGAGGUCCAGAAUGAGUGUAUGAACGUGUGUGACCGUGGCAUGGAUAGAGUGCGUAGUAUCAUUGUGGAGUGCGGCCCCUUUGUUGCCUUUGAGCAGACUAACUUCCGUGGGGAGAUGUUCAUCCUGGAGAAGGGAGAGUAUCCUCGCUGGGAUACCUGGAGCAACUCCUACCGCAGCGACUGCCUCAUGUCCCUCAGGCCCAUCCGCAUGGACAGCAUGGAGCACAAGAUCUGCCUGUAUGAGCUCUCUGACUUCAAGGGCAACAAGAUGGAGAUCCAGGAGGAUGAUGUGCCCACCCUCUGGGCGCAUGGCUUCUGCGACAGAGUGGGCAGCGUGAGGGUGCCAGGAGGAGCGUGGGUGGGUUACCAGUACCCUGGAUACAGAGGCUACCAGUACCUGUUUGAGUGCGGUGACUACAGACACUACAACGACUUCUGCGCCUUCCAGCCCCAGAUCCAGUCCAUGCGUCGUAUCAGGGACAUGCAGUUCCACCAGAGAGGAUGCUUCACCUUCACCUCCGCCAGCAAGUGA